AGUGAACGUGUAAAUUUCUGGGCGCGUGGCGUUGGAGAGCUUCUGUAUAUACUUUUACUCCUCGACUCUCCUGCAUGAUGAAAAAGAAGCAGAGUAAAGUGGUGACGUCACAGGAAGGUGGCAUGCGGCGCGUGCCGGGAUCAGAUCGAGUUUAUGGUGACGAUGAAAGUGCGUGUAUGCGUCGAGCGUUCAGUGGAGCAUUCAGUGAGGCAUUUGGUUGGCCGUACUCUGUGAGGAUCAAAUACACAAUAAAGAGAGAUAGGUAUAGCCACUAUUACCACAGAUGUACGAUAAAAAGACAGAGAUACGACAUAUUUAAAAGUAGCAUUGCUGUAAUAUACAUACAUACUUACAUAUACGUAGUGAUAGGGUGGCUGACGCGUGCAGCCGGCCUGCAGCUGCCUCCCUCAGGUCUCUCUUCACCUCUCCCCCUUCGAAAUCAACCCAAGCUUACCCAAGAGGCCCCUCCUUCGUUCUACCACCAGGCUUUUCGGCUUCCAGUCUACGUACUAUGUCGUAGCAUCAUAACUUCUACCCCUCAGUCCGGCCUUCCCCUUCUCCAUCAAACCAUAUCUCUUUCUUGCUCACUGGUGCUCUGCGGGCCCCGUAGAACCGCCAUUAUAAGUAGGGGUGCCGUUCUGUUAAUACCUCCAGUCGAGUACAGACAAGGGUAGCUGUUGAAGCCGUUGUACUUAGCAUUUUCAAGUCAUUCCAAUAGCCCGCGUGUGUUAUAAACAACUUGUGGCCAAUUUUAAGGAUUACUUGUAUUAUUAUAAUUUUAUUAAAAACUAAUUAAAGAAAGGAUUAUUUAUUUAUUUAAGUGUGCUUAUUGUGGUAUGAUUAGUAAAACAAUAUUGUGUCGUGUGUAAAUUUGAAUUUGAAUCAAACUUUGUAAAAUGAUAUAGAGUGUUGUGUUUCCGAUUGAGGAUAACUUUUUUUUAGUUCUGUGCUAAUCCGCUGAGUGGUACUAGUGGCAUUGGGAGAAGAAGCCGGAGAAGCAACAGUACAAGACGGAAAACAGGAAUAAAAAAUAGAAAAGUCAAGAGUUUUUUGACGAAAAAAAGGAAGAAAAGACUGAAUUUAUACUGUUGUUUGAAUGCCAGUAGAUGUUUGGCUUUUUAAGUAGUAGACAACAACAGUCGUUAUAGCUUUGUAUUUUGUGUUUUCUGUCUACAGUCAUAUUAUUUCAAGCUUUCUAGGAAAGACAUUUCCUAACGGUUCUGUAUUUUCGUUGGCAAAAAAAUCUCAAAAAGUAACUUAUUAUUUUUAAACAUAACUGAAGUAAUUUUUUUAUUUAUAAAAAUUAAAAAAAUUAUAUAUUUUUGUCUCACUUCUGUCAAAUCCUUGACUCUUUCGACUUGGUGUAUAUCCCCACUCUUGAUUCAGCUUUCGUUGGCAAGGAGGGGGUCAAGGGGAAAUAGGGGAACGACACAGGCGAGUCAUCUCGUUACACCGGAGGUUCAGAUCAACUCAGUGUGCCAGUGCGCGACCUGCCGUGUGUGAUGAUUGUGUGUUCUUCUAUUUAUGUCUCCGCAAACUCAACCCGGUACCUGUAAAUACCUUUGAAAAUUUUUACAACAAUUAAAUGAUGACAACAAUGUACUGUCGCCGUGAAUUGUUGUGGGAAGUGUACAGGAAUACAAUUAAUUGUUUAUCUUAAUUUGAAGACAAAUUAUUCUCGACAACAACAAAAAAUUCCAAAGUCAAAGUAUAAAGGAAAGGAGAAUUAGCAAGAGAGACCAACAUUUAAUAUUAAAGAUCAGAAGCGUGAGACGCCAACAUCAGAAUCGAAGAAUUUCUAGUUACUAUUCAUUGGCACUUCGUUCAGGAUCAAUGGAUUAAGUGUAAAUAUGUUGAAAGUGUGAAAUUGAUACGAGUAUAUUGGUAAUAAUCAGAGUGCAGUGAUAAUAAUAGUGAAAUUGGUUAAGGCAAGAGUUGAUAAACGAGAGUUUUUGAGGCACAAGAAGAGAGAGGAGUUGGUUAGGAAGCCCUUAUGGCUGUGCAUCGAGUAUUAAUUGCCUCAAAGAGGAGGUAACAACGCGAGUUGUACGACGCGAUUGUACCGCGUAGCGACGUAAACAUCGGAGAAGCUCUAUCUAAUCAGAGCUUUUGACACAACAUGUGGACAGCGAUGCUAGUGUGGACGGUCGCCGUCGUGCUUUUACCGUCACCCCGAGCAGUGAAUGCCUCGGGCGUGUUCGAGUUACGUUUAAAGUCAUUCGUCAACGAAUACGGAAAGGACAAUACAGGAAAGUGUUGCUCAGGAAGUUCGAAGAACAACGAGUGUUUAGGAGUGUGCCAGACAAGGUUCCGAGUUUGCCUGAAGCAGUACCAAGCUAAAAUCGACACGACCACACCAUGCACGUAUGGUGACGUAGUAACACCUGUGCUUGGUGGAAAUGUUGUUAAUCUCAGUCCUGAUAUUUCAAUGCCAAGUUUUACCAACCCCCUCAGGUUCCCCUUCGACUUUUCUUGGCCGGGUACUUUUUCAUUAAUAGUCGAAGCCUAUCAUGAUGCUGAAAACUCUACACAUCCAUCAUCUGAAAAAGUUCUCAUAACAAGGUUGACGACCCAGCGAUGGCUUGAUGUUGGAACAGAGUGGACCGAGGAUGAACAUCGUAGCGCUCAUGCGCGUAUGGUGUACGAAUACAGGGCGACCUGCAGUGCACACUACUAUGGAAAGGGUUGUGAGAAUCUCUGCAGGCCACGUGACGACAGUUUCGGACAUUACAGCUGUAGUCCGACCGGUGAAAGAGUCUGUCUGUCCGGAUGGAAGGGCGAUUAUUGCAACACCCCACGCUGCUUACCUGGAUGCAAUGAACAACAUGGGCACUGCAGUCAACCUAAUGAAUGCACAUGCAAUCCCGGCUGGGCUGGAACCUAUUGCGACAAGUGCGUAAGAUAUCCAGGUUGUCUCCAUGGUACUUGCGAAAAACCAUGGGAUUGCUUGUGUAAAGAAGGAUGGGGUGGCCUAUUCUGUAACCAAGAUCUAAACUACUGCACGAAUCACAAGCCAUGCUUGAAUGGUGGCACCUGCUUCAACACCGGCCAAGGAUCUUACACCUGCUCUUGUGCGCCAGGCUUCACUGGUACUGACUGUGAAACUCCACUCUCUGAUUGUCAUUCUCAACCCUGUCUCAAUGGUGGUCAAUGCAGCAUGGUGAACAACUUAACCAGAACAGUACAUCAAUCCCACGUUACCACUAAUGUAUCCUCUGAAUGGACUACUGGUUACCGAUGCACUUGUCCAACAUCAUGGCGAGGUCGUCACUGUGAAAUUAGUUCAAAAUCAUGCAGAGACUCACCCUGCCAUCAUGAUGCUACUUGCGUGGAUGAUGCUACUAAAGGAUAUGUUUGCGAAUGUCCAGCAGGAUAUACUGGUCCAGACUGUGAGACUCAAGUAAACGAAUGCGCACCGAAUCCCUGUUUAAACGGUGGCACGUGCACUGACAUGCUGAAUAAUUAUCGUUGCACCUGCCCAAGUGGUUUCACUGGUGAACGCUGCGAGAUAAAUGUUGAUGACUGCCAAGGAGAUCCAUGUCUAAACGGUGGCACCUGCAUCGACAUGGUCAAUCGAUUCCGAUGUCAAUGUGUUCCAGGCUUUGUUGGACGAUUAUGUCAAGAUAAAGUGGAUUAUUGUUUAGCUAAGCCAUGUGCUAAUGGUGGAAAAUGUAUACCUGGAACAAAUGAUUAUAAAUGCGCAUGUAAGCCCGGUUUUACUGGAAAAGAUUGCAGUGUAGACGUUGAUGAGUGCAAAAGUGCACCAUGUCACAAUGGUGGGACAUGUAAAAAUCGUGUUAAUGGAUUUUUUUGCGAGUGUAGAGACGGAUGGCGCGGCGAUACAUGCGGUGAGCAAGAUACUGGGUUAAUUAUACCUCGAUUAUCCACAUCAGUUAGCAGAAAUGCUGGUAUCCCACCAUCAGGAGCAAGCUCUUGGUCUGGAAAUCUUUCUAGACCGUCUGCUGAAGCAAGAGAUGCUGGACUAACAACUGAACAUGUUGUAGUAAUUGCUACAUUAUCCACAGCUGUACCGGCUUUCGUUCUUGUGGCCGCUCUAGCUGUCAUGUGUAUGAAACGUCGCCAGAAGAGAGAACAAGCACGUGCAGAUGAAGAGGCAAGACUUCAAAAUGAAAGAAAUGCCGUUCAUAGCAGUUUAAGUAAACGUGCUGGUGGAGGUGUCACUUCUAGCUGUGGAAAUUCAACAGUUAGCAUGGUCGGUGGACAUCAAGGAGGUAUUUUAGGUGUGGGAACAGCUGUUACUGGUCACAGUUCACUUGGAAUGGCCGGUGGGGGCAGUAGUGUUUGCUCCCUUGGAGCUGGAGACUCACAUAUGAUUAAAAAUACUUGGACAGCUAGCAAAAGCGUCAACAAUACCAGUGUAAGAGAUGAUCUUGAUUCAUCUUUUCAAACUGAUGGUAGUCAUGAUAUCUCGUGUGGUGGCUACAAACCUGAACCCGUCAUGUCUGACGGCAGAUCAAGGACACCGAAGCAACUAAAUACUGAAGCUGCGGCUCAUCGUGCAUCGCAUCACUUUCAAAAAGACAAAGACAUUGGUGUUAGUGUAGGUGUAUUAGACUCUAAGAGGACGUCCAUGUUUUCGAGUAGCACGUCCGACUCUUGUUGCACUGUUGAAGCCGCACUACUCAAGAGGCCAAUAACGGACAGUGGUGGAAGUGCUUCCGAGAGUAGUUGUGGUGUUUAUGUUAUAGACGAUCAUUAUAGGCAUGACGCGACACUCGCGGCAACCCUCGCCACCGAAGUUUAGUCACAAUAUACAAAAAGAUAAUAUAGACUUUGACUAAACCAAUUAAAAAAUGAAAUUUUUUAAAAUAAUAGACUAUUAUCAAUUAUGUAUUCCUCUUUUUUUCUGACAUUUUCUCUUUCUCCCUGAAGAUGAUACGCUUAAACCAAGUCUUUCAUAUUGAAUUAUGAAUUAUUAUUUCAUCAAGAUUAUUAUUAAAAGUUGAAAAAAAAAUAAUUAUUCAAUGAGAUGAAAUUUCAAACGGUUUAGCACCGAUGUAACUGGAUUAUGUCGUAUUACAGCGUACAAAGCCCAGGGAAAAUGAGAAAUUAGACAAUGAAACAUGGAGGAAAGUGAGAAAUGCUGUGUCGGCGGUGACACAUUUACACCGCGAAACCCCUUUUUCCUUCAGCCCCUCUAGUUAUAUUUAAUAUUACGAUUCAACUAAAUUUUUGUACAUAAUUUAUUUAUUAUUAUUGUUAUCUACAUUUAUUGAGAAAACCUGGAUGUUACAUAAUUCCACGUAAUGUCAAUAAUUUCUUUAUUAUUAAAUAUUAAUUAAUUAAUUAUAAUUGUAAUAAUUAUUAUAUUAUUAUUAAAAUUUCAUUGCAUUAUCAUUGUUCCAGUAAUUGAUGUUGCGUGCGAAUGAUUUAUGUGCGAUUUAGAGUGAUUUAGAUACUUUCCAGUGUCUUGAGUAUAAAAAAAAAAAUAUAAAUAUAUAGAUAUUUAUAUAUAUUAUAUAUUUGUAUACGUUUAUUUUUUCAACGUAAAAUUGUCACAAUUUAUGAUUUUAUAUUUUUCUGUCUUUUUGACAAUUUUCCAGAAUGUAAAUGUAUAAAUGCAUGUCUACGAGCUUUAUAUACAUCUGUAAUUUUCAUUGUAAACCGUUUAGAAAACUGAUAAAUAUGUAAAUUUAUUAUUAUUUAUAUAAAUUGCUUGCAAGCUUUUGUAAAACAAAAAAAAAAAAAAAUGAAAAAAAUUAUUAAGGAGAAAAGAAGACAGGACAAAUUUGCAAAAGAAUUUUUUUCUCACAACAACGUUUGUAAUUUUGCUUUCGAGAACGGAUGGCGGCGAAGACGUCUGGUCGUUUCCAAAAAUAAUUCUUAGAGAAAGAAGAAUGACGACGAAUCCCCUUCUCCAAAAGUAUGUAUGUAUAGUAAGUGAGAAGUGAAUAAAAUAAAGAAGGGGUAUAAAUUGUUGUCUCGCCACUAAAUGCCUGUCAUUCGUUACCGAAAAAAAAAUUCAUGAAAAAAAAAAAUAACUAAACGAAAA
Molecule: messenger RNA, 6013 nt
Organism: Chelonus insularis
Lineage: Eukaryota; Metazoa; Arthropoda; Insecta; Hymenoptera; Braconidae
Gene: Delta
Product: neurogenic locus protein delta
Exons: 6
Coding region: 2120-4765 (881 amino acids)
Biological process (GO): cell communication; Notch signaling pathway; multicellular organism development
Cellular component (GO): protein-containing complex; plasma membrane
Molecular function (GO): calcium ion binding
Source: RefSeq, a predicted model, not a curated record